Messenger RNA from Symbiodinium sp. CCMP2456, 2245 nucleotides. The record is from the annotation of a GenBank genome assembly. NCBI's taxonomy places the organism in Eukaryota, Dinophyceae, Suessiales, Symbiodiniaceae.
GUACGUGCAGUGGUUGAUGCUGGGUAUUUACACAAGCUCGCUGAUUUGGCUGCUAUUCCGAGCUACUGGAACCAUUUCUUACAAGAUUACCCUGGCCAUCCUAUUGAAAAUUCCGAGCGAUGAAGCACAAUGUGCCAAUGCAUCCUGGAUGUAUGUCACGUGGACGUGCGAUAUAUCCCCCCACUUGACUGACAGCGCCGCUUCCCGUAUGCUCAUCGCUGUAGUCCCAGCCGAUCGGUACAUCCUGGAUCCCGCCACGGGCAUUAACCUCACCCUGCAGACACUGUACUUGCAUAUUGCCAAGAGCUGCAACAAGCUGUCGCAGGAAGGUGUCAAGAUUUCAGACCCUGUAACCCAUCAGACGGUCAUGGAUGUGCGAGCAUAUGUCACUGGGUUCAGGGGCGACUGGAAGGCUCUGAAGCAAACCUUCAAUUUUACUCGGUAUGCAGAUCAGGAUGCAGCCACUUUGUUACAUUGCUCUAGGCUUUCGCCAAGCUAUACGCUGCUGGAUGGUUUUCAUGUUGGCUUUAUCCAGGCUGGGCUGUGCUUUAAUGGUGCGACACAGGAUAUUCGGCUCAAGAAUGCAAGGUGUAUGCCCGAGCUUCGUUCCGGAGGUUACGACACCUAUGUAGUUGGGCGAUGGUUGGUGGACGAUGUGCUUUGGAAUCACAGUGCCGAGCUCCCAGCAGACCUCUGCACUGCCCUUUGGUCGUCCAAUCAGUUUCUUUCGAUCAUGGCCAAUGGUGGCCGGUGGCUGCUUAGAGAUGAACAGAACAACAAAGAGAUAUUCGGAGCCUUGUUUAUGCAGUCAUACAUUCGAUUGGCCCGGCAAAGCAUUGCAGACCGAAGCCGGCUCUACAGGAUGAGGCCUAAGCUUCACAUUUUGCAUCACAUUCUGAUGUUUUCACCGCCUUCCCGGCUGAACAACCAUGCUUAUGCAACCUGGAUGGACGAGGAUUUCUUGCGUAAGGCCAUGAAGGUUCACGCUAACACAGAUCCGCGAGGAAUCCAGCAGCACACGGUGAAGGGGUCAUCUUACACAUCGCGCAUCCUGCUCUACGUGCUCCCCCACAACCUUUAUAAAGGGAAGAAGAACAGGCUCUGGGAUCUUGUCAUGGACACUGUGACGCGAGAUAUGGAGCAGCUUUUUCAUCGUGGUGUGCAAGUGGAUGGAGCCACCUUUUACCCCGUGCUCAUCGCCGCAAAGGGUGAUUCACCCGCACUGAUUAAGCUUUUCAAGCUGGGCCGCUCUUUUACUCGUUGGGAGGGCAAGGCAGGGGUCUGUCCGUACUGUUUAGCAGGCCAACCAGGGAUUCCCUGGGAAGACCUCACAAAAACAGCAGCGUGGCGGUCUACCCGGUACACUACAAGGCCAUGGUCCCGGCAACACCCACCCAGCAUUGCAUCUGUGCCGUUUUCAGAUGUUCCAGAGAGGUGCAUAAGGCCAGACCUCAUGCACAUGGUGAAGUUGGGGAUCGGGCGGCAUUUUCUAGCCUCGGCCAUUGUUUGCUUGGGGGAGUGGAGCAUCUUUGAUGACGGGAACAAGAUUCUCAGUGUGGAAGGUCUACUCGACACUGUACAUCAAGACUUCGAGUACUGCUGUAAGCAUGAACUCAAGCAGACCGCCAACUUGAAGCAGUUCACAAAGGACCUGCUGCACUGGCCACGACGGUCAUCCUACCCAUGGGGCGGAUGGAAGGCCUCUGAUACGAUGAUUCUCCUUCGCUGGCUGUUGAAGCUAGUCACGACUGGCCCUGUUCUACGUGAUGCUUCAGGCCGCACUGGGGUUUCCUUGCAGGCGCAUUUUGCCGCCGAUGCCACCAAACAGUUGGUCUGCUGUGCAUUGCAAGAUGGCGCUUCGGCUCUUCUGCGCAUGUUUCAGAUUCUUUACAAGACUGAUGUUUGGUUGGAUAGAGAGGCCGCUACAGCUGUAGCUGAUGCCAUUGAUCUCUUUGCCAAUGUGUAUUGCUGUCUCGCGGGCAUCUUUCAUCGAGAAGUGAAGCAGUCAAGGUUCCACAUGGAGCCCACGCUCCAUCAUUUUGCACAUGUGUCUGAGCGUAUGCGAGAAGUGUUGGCGACUGGUGCUAACAAAGUUUUGUCCCCUGCAUGUUUUCUGUGCGAGCAAUCGGAGGACUUCGUCGGCCGCAUAAGCCGGCUGGCGAGACGAUGCGCUGCCCGCACAUGCGGGCAGCGAACCCUACAGCGCUAUUUGAUCAAGGUCUGUUUGGAGUGGGAACGCGCGUGA